This is a messenger RNA of Fusarium musae, 246 nucleotides long. RefSeq lists its product as uncharacterized. NCBI's taxonomy places the organism in Eukaryota, Fungi, Ascomycota, Sordariomycetes, Hypocreales, Nectriaceae. Bases 1 to 246 code for a protein of 81 amino acids. The record is from RefSeq and is a predicted model, not a curated record. The transcript is spliced from 2 exons.
AUGUACAUGCAGAACCAUCGCUGCAAAGUCACUGGAAGUACUUCCACCAAGAAGCUCGGCAAGCCUAAGCCUCCUGUCUACUGCCGUGACAACCCUACCAAGUGUGUCCCUGGACCCAAGCAGAUGAUGGCAUGGAACCAGGCUGAAGGCAACAACGUCAACCCCCCAAAUGGCAAGACUCCUACUUACAACCAGCGAAUGGGUUUCAUGGAUGGCGCUCAGGAUGAUAUCUUUGUCGAUAUAUAG